Messenger RNA from Anoplophora glabripennis (Asian longhorned beetle), 1826 nucleotides. RefSeq names its product prion-like-(Q/N-rich) domain-bearing protein 25. The transcript has 11 exons. Bases 54 to 1802 code for a protein of 582 amino acids. The record is from RefSeq and is a predicted model, not a curated record. Lineage: Eukaryota; Metazoa; Arthropoda; Insecta; Coleoptera; Cerambycidae.
UAGCCGGUAUUCAAGUAGAAUAGUUUAGUUACUAAUGCUCUCUAAUUACAAAGAUGAACUGCUUAGUAUUUUCCAUGGUGUUGCUGAUUUUUAAAAAUUAUAUUUUAGGUACACUAGCCUUGGAGGAGGAGUGUACAAAGAACUCUGACUGCACCACCACAAACUCAGUGUGCAUUGGAAACAAAUGCACUUGCGAUGAUCUGUCUUACCACAGCGCUUCCCGAUGUCUUCCAUAUGCCACCGAAUAUAGCGCUAGCUGCUACGAAAACGAGCAGUGCGACUGGUUAGGAGACAACUCAGAAUGCAUCCACAACCGAUGCGUUUGUUCUGAAAAUUUUAAGUGGUACAAGGGAAAGUGUCGGAAAUACGCUGAUAAGGGAGAAGCCUGCGACGCUUAUGAUGCGUGCUAUAAUGGUUACGAUAUGUUGUCUUUAACUUGUUCUAAGGGAGUCUGUGUCUGUUCCUCUGAAGAAUAUUACGACAGGGGGUAUGACUGCAGGAAGUCAUCAAAGGAAAGAGGAGACUGUGCCUUGACCCUUGACUGUCAGUCGCCUACCCUCGGAUGUACUCGUGGAAAAUGUACGUCCACCAAUUCUUCCAGCGAGCAGCAUUUUGGAAUUUUAAACCAACAAUUUCAGCCUGUCCAGGGGUUAAUAUACGGGAAAGGUGCGAUUUCUUGUGAAACUGAUGGCGACUGUGUCGAUAUGGCCAAUUCUCUGUGUGAUAUAUCGAAUAAAACGUGUAAGUGUAAUGAAAAUACUCACUAUCUGUACAAUGGCAAUUGCGUCCAAGGUUUAAGUCACUGCGACGAUGCCAGUGACUGUACAGAUAUCAGCAACGCAAUUUGCUACAAACACAGCUGCGUUUGCCAACAGGGAUUUUUUUCCAAUGCCAAAGAGUGUGUAGCUGAGCUAGGAAUGCAGGAUCCUCAUAACAAUUACACAGCUGACAGCGACUGCCCUAUUAAACCCGGCCAACUGGUAAACUCUGCUUGCUACUGCAAAGAUUAUUGGUUCAAUGACGCAUCUAAUAGAAACUGCAUAAAGAGUAUGUCUGAGCCUGCACGUAGCUGUGUUGUCAAUGAAUGGUGUACUGCGAUGGGUCCAUAUUCGUAUUGCGAUUCGGCAUCCAAUACUUGUCAGUGUAGUAGCGGUGCUACAUUUAAUGAGGAAACAUAUUACUGUGAGCCAAAAACUAAUAACACAGUUGACUGCCUAAGAGAUACAGAGUGCGACAUUAACGAACGUUGCGUAGAUGAAAAGUGUGAAUGUUCAGAGAAUUUUUCGAGAGGUAACGACACCACCUGCGUCCCUAAUAUUGGAGCAUCUUGCGCAAGCGCAACUUCUUGCUCGCAUAUGAAAAAUGCACACUGCGUAGGCGGAGCAUGCAGAUGUGGUAACGACUAUGUAGGGAAAGAAACCAAAUGCCUAAAAAUUGCUGACAGCUUAGAAGAUUCUUGUGAAGAGGAGGAGCAGUGCCAGGGUCUCGCACACGCGGUUUGUGGUGUAUCUGAAAUCGAAUACGUAACAAACGAAUACAACGACACCUUACGAUGUAUCUGCGAAGAGGGAUAUACGGAAGUCAACGAUAUGUGUCAUCAGGUUAAAAAAUAUGGCGACCCUUGUAUGACCGAGUCGCAAUGUACUUUGGUUCUUAAUCGUUCUUACAAGUGUAGAAACAGUAUGUGCCAAUGUAAUGUCGGCCAGUCAUUGAAGAAUGGGUAUUGCACUUCUGCGAGUAACGUUGCUGUAGCCAGUUCUUUGCUGUUUUUGUCGAUACUAUUAAAGUUGGGAUUAAGUUAAAUAAAAUAACACUGCUUUGGUUAA